Molecule: messenger RNA, 1263 nt
Organism: Dovyalis caffra
Lineage: Eukaryota; Viridiplantae; Streptophyta; Magnoliopsida; Malpighiales; Salicaceae
Source: the annotation of a GenBank genome assembly
AUGCUCGUUGGAGUACUUGAUGAAGAUUCCUUGAAGCUAUACACUCUAAUCUGGUCUCGGACUGUGGCAUGCCAGAUGGAAUCUGUUACUAUUGAGCAGGUGCAAGUUGACAUUGGGAAUGCUGAAAAGUCCAUUGUUUUGAGAUCUUCAUGCUCAAGAGUUGAGUUUCCUGGAUACCAGGCAGUUUAUGAGGAUGUUGAGGCUGGAGCUGUAAGAUAUAGGGAAAGUGAUUCGCAUGAUCGUCAAGAAGCUUUUGGAAUUCUUGCUUCACUUAAGACAGGGGAUCCAUUGCAUCUUGAGGAAGUAGAUAUGAAGCGGCACUUUACUGAGCCUCCACCACGCUACUCUGAGGGAUCACUGGUUAAGAAGCUGGAGGAACUUGGCAUUGGAAGACCUUCAACGUAUGCCAGCACACUGAAGGUUUUAAAGGAUAGGAACUAUGUGACUGUAAAAAACCAUGUACUGCAUCCAGAAUUUCGUGGUCGCAUGGUGUCGGCAUUUCUCUCUCACCAUUUUACUGAGGUCACGGACUACAGCUUUACUGCUGAUAUGGAGACUGAGCUUGAUAAUGUUUCUGCUGGCUUAACUGAAUGGAAAGGCCUUCUCAAAGAUUAUUGGACACGAUUUCGGUUGUAUUGUAGCCGUGCUGAAAGUGUCCAUAUUCACCAGGUGGAGAAGAUGUUGGAGAGAACAUAUGGCCAUUUUUUGUUCGCUUCGCUCCCUGAUAAAAGUAGAACAUGCCCAUGGUACAUUGCAAAGACGUUAUAUGGUGAUGAUGAUGAAGAAGAAAAUCCUCAAAGUACUAAUACUGAUGAACCAAAAGUGCUUGGCGUUCAUCCAACUUCCAAUGAAAAGGUUUUCCUUAAAAACCUAGCUCUUUGCAUGAGACUUCUUUUGAAGAACGGGCCUUAUGGAUUCUACAUACAGCUUGGUGAUGACAGGAAGGGUCACACACCUAAAAGAUCUUCUGUUUCCCAUAUAAAGGAUGUGGAUGCUAUUACUCUUGAAGUUGCUCUCGACUUGCUACGCUACCCUCUGACAUUGGGUGACCAUCCGAAGGAUGGGCAACCAGUGAUACUAAAGCUUGGAAAGGUUGGAUAUACGAUCAAACAUCGUCGUACACUGGCUUCUGUGCCUAAGAAUUUGAAGCCGGAGAACAUUACCAUGGAGAAAGCAUUGCAGAUUUUAUCAGGUAAAAAUGUAAGUCUAUCCGGGCGACCGAAGAGCAAACCGAAAGUAGAAGAAGCUGUUCAGGCUAUGUAG